AAAUAGCCAAGUCCCAUGGGUCACAGUGCGGUUUCUGUACCCCGGGGAUCGUCAUGUCAAUGUAUACACUCCUGAGGAAUAUCCCUACUCCGACCAUGAAGGACAUGGAAAGUGCCUUUGAAGGUAAUUUGUGCAGAUGUACCGGAUAUAGGCCAAUACUGGAGGGUUUUAAGGCCUUUACAAAAGGAACCUGUGCUAUGGGUGAAAACUGCUGUCGCAACCAAACCAAGGUGAACACCGAUUCCACCAGACCCAUGGUAAAUGGGCACGGCUCAGUUGUUCAGAUGUAUAGCAACGGGACCUCGACAGACAUAUCUAAUGGUCAUGAUGAUGAUCCCCAGGGACCGUCAAACGGAGACAUCCAAACAGACCUUGUACCGAGUGACUCAACGCAGGAUCCAAUCUUUCCUCCUCAACUCAGGACGAGCAAGUAUGACAACCAGGCCUUGUACUAUAAAGGAGAACGGUCAGUAUGGUAUCGGCCGACCUCGCUUGACCAGCUACUCGAACUCAAGGACCGCCACCCAACAGCACGACUCGUCGUCGGUAACACAGAAGUCGGCGUUGAGAUAAAACUGAAGAACAUGCACUACCCAGUAAUGAUUUCUCCAAGUCAUAUACCGGAACUACAGAGUGUGGUCACGGACGCUGAUGGCAUCACAUUAGGAGCCUCUGUCACCCUCAGCCAGCUUGACGAAAACCUUCGUGCUGCUAUUGACACCAUGCCUGAAAAAAAGACAGGUAUAUUCCGAGCUAUUGUUGAAAUGUUACGUUGGUUUGCUGGUCACCAAAUAAGGAACGUGGCUGCUAUUGGUGGGAACAUCAUGACCGCCAGUCCAAUCUCGGACCUCAAUCCUCUCUUCAUGGCGGCUGGCGUCAAAUUACAAUUCGUAUCAAAAGGUGGUAAAAAACGAACGAUACCCAUGGAUGAACAUUUCUUCGUCGGAUAUCGAAAAACUGCAGCUCAUUCGAAUGAAGUUCUUGUGUCAUUGACAAUACCCUACACGCAACAG
This is a messenger RNA of Pecten maximus, 1013 nucleotides long. Its product is annotated as xanthine dehydrogenase/oxidase-like. Gene Ontology annotation, molecular function: FAD binding; iron ion binding; oxidoreductase activity. The annotation marks the transcript as partial. NCBI's taxonomy places the organism in Eukaryota, Metazoa, Mollusca, Bivalvia, Pectinida, Pectinidae. The record is from RefSeq and is a predicted model, not a curated record. The transcript has 9 exons.